AUGAUCUCUGUUUUUGAAAACAGAGCACCUAAGGUGUUUUUCAUUCUUGGCUUUUUGAUUUGUUUUUCAUUGAUCUCGGUUCGAGUCGUGGGGCAAGUAUCGCCGGCUGUUUUCGCCUGCGAUGCUACGAAAGAUCGGAAGGUCGUGCAUUACGGCUUUUGCAACGCGUCGUUGGGGAGAGACGCGAGGGUGGCUGACUUGGUACGAAGGCUCACAUUGCAGGAGAAAAUUCUGAACAUAGUGAAUGGUGCUGGGAACAUUAGUCGGCUCGGGAUACCGAAAUACGAAUGGUGGUCCGAGGCUCUUCACGGGGUCUCUAACGUCGGUCCCGGCACCAAUUUUAGCAGCUUGGUUCCGGGAGCGACAAGCUUUCCUCAAGUCAUCUUGACAGCGGCUUCCUUCAACACUUCUCUCUUCGAAGCCAUUGGCAAGGUGGUCUCGACGGAGGCUCGAGCAAUGUACAAUGUUGGGUUGGCAGGGCUAACAUUUUGGUCACCCAACGUUAACAUAUUCCGAGACCCGAGGUGGGGAAGGGGCCAAGAGACACCGGGAGAGGACCCAUUGCUGAGCAGUAAAUAUGGUUCAAGUUAUGUCAAAGGUUUGCAACAAACAGAUGAUAAUGCCGACCCUUCUCGACUCAAGGUGGCCGCAUGUUGUAAACACUACACUGCCUAUGAUUUGGAUAACUGGAAAGGGGUCGACCGCUACCAUUUCAAUGCUGUGGUAACGCAACAAGAUAUGGAUGAUACAUUUGAUCCGCCAUUCAAGAGCUGCGUUAUUGAUGGGAAUGUGGCGAGUGUUAUGUGUUCUUACAAUCAGGUUAAUGGUAAGCCAACUUGUGCAGACCCUCAUCUUCUUGCUGGGGUCAUUCGAGGCCAAUGGAAAUUAAAUGGGUACAUAGUUUCGGAUUGUGACUCGGUGGAAGUGUUCUUCGAUGACCAGCACUAUACCAAGACACCUGAACAAGCUGCUGCCAAAGCAAUUUUGGCAGGGUUGGAUCUCAACUGUGGAUCAUUCCUCGGCCAGCACACAGCAGCUGCAGUGAAGAAAGGGCUUUUGAAAGAAUCAGACAUCGAUAAUGCCAUCACUAACAAUUUUGCUACUUUAAUGAGACUCGGGUUCUUCGACGGUGAUCCUCGAAAGCAACCUUACGGUAAACUUGGCCCGAAAGAUGUGUGUACUGCAGAGAAUCAGGAGUUGGCUCGUGAUGCUGCGAGGCAAGGGAUUGUGUUGCUCAAAAACACUGCUGGGUCGUUGCCUCUAUCGUCCGCUGCUAUCAAAACCUUGGCAGUAAUUGGACCCAAUGCCAAUGUCACCAAAACCAUGAUCGGAAAUUACGAAGGCAUUCCAUGCAAAUAUACAACACCAUUGCAGGGUCUAACAGCUUCAGUGGCAACAAAAUAUCUGCCUGGCUGCUCCAAUGUGACUUGUGGCAAUGCCCAAGUAAAGGAAGCGAAGAAACUAGCCGCCACAGCCGACGCCACCGUGCUUGUGAUGGGCAUUGACCAAUCCCUCGAAAGAGAAAGCUUCGACAGAGUUGACCUUCGUUUGCCGGGACAGCAACCACUUCUCAUAAAAGAAGUUGCAAAGGUUGCCAAGGGACCUGUGAUUCUUGUAAUAAUGUCGGGUGGAGGCUUUGAUAUAUCGUUUGCCAAACACAAUGACAAAGUUACAAGCAUCCUUUGGGUUGGUUACCCUGGUGAAGCUGGUGGAGCUGCCAUUGCUGAUGUGAUUUUUGGUUAUUAUAAUCCAAGUGGAAGGCUUCCAAUGACAUGGUAUCCCCAAUCAUAUCUUGAUAAGGUCCCAAUGACAAACAUGAACAUGAGACCAGAUCCCCCUAAGGGGUACCCGGGAAGAACCUAUAGAUUCUACACUGGAGAAACGAUUUAUUCAUUUGGACAUGGGCUAAGCUACUCCAAAUUCAGCCAUAAAAUAGUCAAAGCACCUCAAACUGUAUCCAUCCCCUUGGACGACGACCACGUUUGUCGCCACUCGUUGGACUGCAACUCAGUCGAGGCCGUCGAACAACUUUGUAAAAAAAGCGUAACGUUUGACAUACAUUUGCGAGUUCAAAACAAGGCAAGGCACGGGGGAAGCCACUCGGUUUUGUUGUUCGUCACUCCCCCAUCGGUGCACAACUCGCCUCGGAAACAUUUGAUCGGGUUCGAGAAAAUUUCUUUGAAAGGGAAAUCAGGGACAUUGAUGAGAUUUAAAGUGGAUGUUUGCAAGGAUUUGAGUGUAGUUGAUGAACUUGGAAGGCGAAAGAUUGCAUUGGGACAAUAUGUGUUGCAUGUGGGGAACUUUAAACACACAUUGAGCUUGAGGAUUUGAAGAUGAAAAUUUCUUUUUUUUUUCAAAUCCCUCACUUCUUUUUUUCUUUCUCUUUUGGCCUAAAAUAAGUAGCAAUUUUCUCAGCUUUCUUUCUUUCUUUAAUGUAUAGCCAAUUGUUCAACAUUUGAAACCCAAAACUGAAAAAGAAAUGUUGAUUUU
This is a messenger RNA of Gossypium raimondii (Peruvian cotton), 2490 nucleotides long. Its product is annotated as beta-xylosidase/alpha-L-arabinofuranosidase 2. Gene Ontology annotation, biological process: xylan catabolic process; arabinan catabolic process. Gene Ontology annotation, molecular function: alpha-L-arabinofuranosidase activity; xylan 1,4-beta-xylosidase activity. Bases 1 to 2331 code for a protein of 776 amino acids. The record is from RefSeq and is a predicted model, not a curated record. NCBI's taxonomy places the organism in Eukaryota, Viridiplantae, Streptophyta, Magnoliopsida, Malvales, Malvaceae. Gene Ontology annotation, cellular component: plant-type cell wall. The transcript is spliced from 6 exons.